CUCCGCCUUUUUGAAGAUUUGACCUCAACCACACGAGCGACUGUCGCGACAACAGAAACUCGUCAUUCAUCAUGUCGGACGCUCCGGUCACCUUGCGCACGCGCAAGUUCAUUCGCAACCCCCUUUUGAUGCGAAAGCAGAUGGUUGUCGAUGUUCUUCACCCAUCGCGCCCCAAUGUCAGCAAGGACGAACUCCGUGAUAAGCUCGCCUCCCUCUACAAGGCCAACAAGGAUGCGGUUUCUGUCUUUGGCUUCCGUACACAAUAUGGCGGUGGAAAGUCCACAGGUUUUGCUCUGAUCUACGACUCACCAGAAGCACUGAAGAAGUUUGAGCCACACUACAGGCAGGUUCGAUACGGCCUCGCCGCCAAGGUCGAGAAGGCCAGCAGGCAGCAGCGCAAGCAGCGAAAGAACCGCCAGAAGGAGCUGCGCGGCACAGCGAAGGUCAAGGGAGCGAAGAAGAAGAAGGGAGAAUAAACGACGAGCAUGUCGGUCAUGGUGCAGGUCCCGGUGUCGAACGAUUCACUGCGAUGGACGGCUGUUAUGUAGCAUACUUGCACGCUUCUUUGCAGUUGGAACUGCAUAUAUCAGGCAAGGCAACGGCGUUAGGCUGUCCGAUGUUUGCAUGGUAGAGAAAAAGAAUGAACAGCCACUGAGCAUGAUUUCAAACAGUA
Molecule: messenger RNA, 673 nt
Organism: Verruconis gallopava
Lineage: Eukaryota; Fungi; Ascomycota; Dothideomycetes; Venturiales; Sympoventuriaceae
Product: 40S ribosomal protein S24-B
Exons: 6
Coding region: 72-476 (134 amino acids)
Biological process (GO): translation
Cellular component (GO): ribosome
Molecular function (GO): structural constituent of ribosome
Source: RefSeq, a predicted model, not a curated record